Phytophthora infestans T30-4 is the source of this 760-nucleotide messenger RNA. RefSeq lists its product as uncharacterized. Lineage: Eukaryota; Oomycota; Peronosporomycetes; Peronosporales; Peronosporaceae. The record is from RefSeq and is a predicted model, not a curated record. The transcript has 2 exons. Bases 19 to 627 code for a protein of 202 amino acids.
GGACAGAGAUCGACAGAAAUGAGCAAGCGAGGCACAAGACGUCGCUUUGCAGACUGGUGGAAGCGCAGGACUACGCGGAUGAAGUCUACUCCACUCCUCUCGGCUGACUCGUUCGACGAGAGGCUGCGCAACGUCUUUUCGCUCCACGCAGCAACCCCAGUGCUAAAUGAAUAUCUUUCGUCGAUCGAAAUCGACGACGACGAUCCCGGUUUCGUGCUGAGCUGGGACUUGGACAACCUGAACGCAUUUGUGGCGGCAGCGAAUGCUCUAAACCCAGCCCGUGCGGCGGGUUGGGUGCGGACACGACCCCCACACAUGACGGCCAAUUCAUUCACAGACGAUAUCGUUCAUGAGCUACAUCAAGUGGCUGGAGGUCGGUGUGGGCGUGUGCUGCUGGCGCCGAAUAGUUUUGAACAGUUUGGCGCCAUUACGCUGAUGAUAGGCGCCCUACAGCAUGAUGAUUUCCUGCAAGACGCUGCUCAGGUUGCACUCCCAGUUGUCAACAAUGUCGAGCGAUAUAUCGCCACGACGUAUAACCUCACGGACACCAAAGCGCAGCGAUCAGUAGAGAACAAUCUCCCACCUACUCGUCGGAACGGUCAGCCAUUGCGUCGGAUCUUCAUUUAAUGCUGUCGCCUGUGCGCCGAAUCGUAGCUUUCUAUUGCGUCCCAAUGAGUAGUACAGACAACGACGGUGAGAUCCGCCCGGUGUCAGAACAGUAACCUUCAUAUAUAAUAAAAGUAUAACGCGCGACAGCAAU